Homalodisca vitripennis (glassy-winged sharpshooter) is the source of this 1582-nucleotide messenger RNA. Its product is annotated as vesicular glutamate transporter 1-like. Gene Ontology annotation, cellular component: plasma membrane. The transcript has 10 exons. Gene Ontology annotation, biological process: transmembrane transport; monoatomic anion transport. The coding region runs from base 65 to 1582 and encodes 505 amino acids. Gene Ontology annotation, molecular function: transmembrane transporter activity. NCBI's taxonomy places the organism in Eukaryota, Metazoa, Arthropoda, Insecta, Hemiptera, Cicadellidae. The record is from RefSeq and is a predicted model, not a curated record.
AUCAAUAUACGCACGUGACAAAAACAGUUCCUCGAUUCAGCGGUUCCUAAAGACAUCAGUAAACAUGGACAGCGAUUACGGGAAGGCAGGGAAGGACUCUGAAGUCGCCGAAGUUCUUGUUCCUCUUCGGGGAAAGAAUCGGGAAUCUCCCCACCAGAAGCAUUCAUGGAUGUUCUGGAGAAGGAAACGCUACUUAGUGACACUUCUUACACUCUUUGGCUUCAUGAAAGUGUACACCCUGAGGUCGAGCGUGAGUGUAGCUGCUGUCGCGAUGACCUCACCCUAUCACACUACCUUGGAUAACGGCACUGUCGUGGAGGCACAAGACUUUAACUGGGAUUCAAAAAUGCUGGGCACCUUCCUCAGCUCAUAUUUUUACGGGCAGGUCGGCUCUCAGCUGUUAGGUGGGUGGCUUGCUGCUCGGGUGGGUGGUGCUCGACUAUUUGGGUGGGCCUUGGGUGUCACUUCUGUCAUGACAGUGAUAACUCCACCCAUAGUAUAUGCCAAUUUCUACCUUCUACUGAUCACACGAGCUUUGACAGGCUUCUUUGAGGGAGUGACAUAUCCAUGUUUACUGGAAAUAUGGUCAAAGUGGAUCCCUUCACAGGAAAGGCUGAAUUUGAUGAACUUAGCCAUGUCUGGAAUGCCUAUUGGGAUUGUAGCGGGCUUGCUGUUAGGUGGACUUAUAGCUGACUAUCUCGGCUGGGCCUUUAUAUUCUACAUCACAGGUACCCUUGGGAUUUUGUGGAGCAUUGUGUGGCUGUUGGUGGUGAAAGAUCGACCUGAGUACGAUUUAAACAUAUCUUCUGAAGAGUUGAAAUAUAUCAAGGAUUCUUUGGAGGUCAAUACUGGGAAUAAACAUAUCAAACACCCAUGGAAAAAGUUCUUUACCUCGACACCAGUGUGGGCUAUGGUUGUCGGCAUAAUCUGUGAGAACUGGGGACACAUAACAUUCAUCACUCAACUGCCUGCAUUCAUGACAGAUGUUUACGGCUUUCGGCUGUCAAAAUCGGGCUUGAUAACAUCAUUGCCUUACAUAGUACUGGGUAUUGCUACACAGUUUACUGGCAGACUAGCUGAUUGGCUUAAGAACGAAAAGAUUCUUACAAUGACACAGGUCCGUAAAACCUUUGGAUGUGGAACAUUCUUUCUCCAAGCAGCUAUCCUCAUGCUUUCUACUAAAUUACAGUCAGCUACAUUGGUCAUAUUGUGUAUCAUCACCCUUGUUGGAUUGGAAUCAUUCGCAAUAACUGUCUUACCUUCAAAUGGUUUAGACAUGGCACCUCAGCAUGCCAGUGUAAUAUUUGGGCUCAGCUGCACAUUGGGUUGUCUACCGGGCAUCCUCAGCCCUCUUCUCUCAGGUUUUAUUGUCACUAACAGGAGCAAAGAACAAUGGAUGAUCGUCUUCUACAUAGCUAGUGGCUUGUACGUGUUUGGAGGUGUAUUUUACGGUUUAUUUUCAUCUGGCGAACUACAACCUUGGGCAAAAAAUGGAACUUUACCACCAGGCACUGAAAGUAAAGACCCUGAAAAUAACCGUGUGUCUGUUGAAAAAGAGGAUCAUAUUAAAAACAGAUUGUGA